AUGUCUCCUCUGCCAGAGAUCCUCUUUGACGUCGCUCGCAAUCCCUUCCUCGCGGUUGGAUUGCCCAUUGGCCUCGGCGCGAUCAGCGGUAUUAUCACCGGCCAGAAUGCAAGGAGCAGCUGGUUCACAACCAUGCAGGCCCCCCCCGGGAACCCCCCUCGUCAGGCCUUCGGUCCGGUGUGGACCAUCUUGUACGGAUUGAUGGGCUACGCCUCCCACAUGACGGUCAAGGCCAUGGACAGCGCGGCUACUCCCGGCGGGACUCACCAAGCCGACACUGCGCUGCAGCUCUACUAUGCGCAGCUUGCGCUCAACCUCUUGUGGACCCCGCUGUUCUUUGGAGCGAAACAGAAGGAGCUCGCCUUGGGAAAUAUUGUUGCCCUGACGUCGACCGUCGUGGCGAUGACUGUCAAGAUGCACAGUCUCAACACGGACUUUAGCACUACCUGGUUCCUUGCGCCGUACUGCGCGUGGUUGGGUUAUGCGACUUAUUUGAAUGGAGGCUAUGUCUUUUUGAACAACGACAAGCUCAAGCGCGCCUAG
Dioszegia hungarica is the source of this 543-nucleotide messenger RNA. RefSeq names its product TspO/MBR-related protein. The coding region runs from base 1 to 543 and encodes 180 amino acids. The transcript is spliced from 7 exons. Gene Ontology annotation, cellular component: mitochondrial outer membrane. NCBI's taxonomy places the organism in Eukaryota, Fungi, Basidiomycota, Tremellomycetes, Tremellales, Bulleribasidiaceae. The record is from RefSeq and is a predicted model, not a curated record.